Naegleria gruberi is the source of this 462-nucleotide messenger RNA. RefSeq lists its product as uncharacterized. The transcript has a single exon. The coding region runs from base 1 to 462 and encodes 153 amino acids. Lineage: Eukaryota; Heterolobosea; Eutetramitea; Acrasida; Naegleriidae. The record is from RefSeq and is a predicted model, not a curated record.
AUGUAUAGAAAACUAGUUGUUGCUUCAUUCAAAGGAGUAUAUAACUCCAGAACUGCCUUCAUUUCCAAGUCUUCUUCACAACAACAAUUUAAAAGUUUGAACUUGGUUAGAUCAUUUUUCACAACUAACAGUAGAACUCUGCAACAAGAUGAAAAGAAGAUUGAAAUCAAAACUGUUACAUCAACAGAUGAUAAACCUAUCAAUGAUAAUAUCAAAAGUGAAAAAUCAACCAUCAAAUCAAAUGAAAAUCAACAAAAUUGGAUAAGUCAAUUACGUAAACUUUUAAAAAAAACAAAUUCUCAUGAUGCACAUUCAAACUCUUCUCGUGUAAAUGAACUUGAGAUUAUUCGUCAAAUGUUAGCAAUUAUUGUUUUAGGAGGAUUAUUCUUUUAUUCUCUUAAAAUGGGAUAUAAUUUGGGUUUAGUUUUAUCUUUUAUUUUACUGGCAUUGUUGGUUGCUUAA